Colletotrichum scovillei is the source of this 1609-nucleotide messenger RNA. RefSeq lists its product as uncharacterized. Bases 723 to 1196 code for a protein of 157 amino acids. NCBI's taxonomy places the organism in Eukaryota, Fungi, Ascomycota, Sordariomycetes, Glomerellales, Glomerellaceae. The transcript is spliced from 3 exons. The record is from RefSeq and is a predicted model, not a curated record.
CUCGUCUGUCUCUCUCUUUCUCUCCCCUCAGUCGCCCGCUUGCACCCCCCGACAAUCGACUCGAAGUUCCCCCAGCCACCCUCUGGUCCUCCACCCAUCCAUCCACCUUGGUCUCCCUCCUCUCAGUCCUGGCCUAGUUUCUUGUCUCUGGGCCUGACUGGGUGACUGGGUGAAGCGGGACUGGGUGUUGCUCCAGCUCAGAGUCUCUGGCACUUUGUUCCUUGGGACCUCUACGGAGUAGGCUUUGGCUCUUUACCUUACCUCCGGCCGGCUCUGCCUCGCACACGCUCCCUCGCAAACAGGAUGGUAGAACGCGCACCACGGAGCUGAGAGAGAGGGAGCUUCCCUACCCCCCUCCUCAGUCUUCACUCUCUGGCGCACCGCAACGCACCACACCGCACCACAAUGCCUCGCACUCCCUCCUCUCUUCUCUUCCUCGCGCCCGCCCAUUGCGCUCCCAGAGAGCCAGAGCUACCACCAGUCGACUCGCACCCACCCACCUUUGACUUUGCCCCGUCCUCCCCCCAUAGCUUUCCUUGCGCCAACCUACCUACCUUGCCUACCUUUCGUCCUGGCCAUCCCCCAACUCUCUCCCUCUUCUCUCUUUACUUCUCCUACAUAUCUCUCUCUCUUCCCAUCCCUCUCUUGCCUGUCUCCUACUGAAAUCUCAUCCCGAGACAACCUAACACACCCAAUUGAACCCUCCGGAGCUUCAUCACACAAUGUCCACCCGCAAGAGAAAGCAAGAAGAGGAGGAGGAGCUUGUCUCCCUUCCCGAUGACGACGGUGAAGAGGAAGAGGAGUAUGAAUCAGAGGAAGACGGAGAGGAGGGUGAUGACGACGUCGAGGAAGAGGAGGAGGACGAGGAGGAAGAGGGAGAUGCCGAGGAAGACGGAGACGCCAACGGCGUAGACGAGAAAGCUCCUCCAUCGAAGAAGCGGAAGACCGAGACCGCUGCCACGGAUGAUGCGGCCGACGCUGAGGAGGCCGCCGAUGAGGAGGAAGAGGCUGAAGACGAGCCCGAGGGUGAAGACAACGCUGAAGAAGAGGAAGAGGAGGCUGAGGCCGACGAGGAAGCUGCCAACGGCGUCGAGGACGCCCCUGCCAAGGGUGAUGUCAAGGCUGCCGAGGCACCUGCCGCUACCAACGGUGAUGCCGCCAAGGCUGUUGCUGCUGGCGGUGACACCGAGGAGUAGACUCGUAGUGUGUUCUAUAUAGCAGUAUCAAUCUUCCACUUUAAGUCCAUCGGUCUUUUCAUGUGCGGUUAUCAGUUGUCCAGUAAUCUACUAUGAUGUAAGAAGGGGAGCGUCAAGAACAUCCUACUUUGAUGGCGUUUCCUCCGUGAUGUGACGCGAUGCACCUUCAUCCGGGAUGUUCUGCCAAUGACAAUAUGAUGUAAAUCAGCAUCUUCUGUAUGCGAUGUAAAUACCUAGGAGCUGUGUUCAGCUUGCGACAGAAUGCGACAGUCCUCAGCAAUGGCCCUCACAUGCCAACCACUUGGAUCGCUCUCAAGCGCACGGAUGUGGUUCGUUUCGCCUCCUUUCCUUCGGACUGAGGGGGAAACUUUGGGAACAUUUGCGUCGAAACGAAAGAAACCCCAAAGGUAGAC